Messenger RNA from Styela clava, 5237 nucleotides. RefSeq lists its product as uncharacterized. The record is from RefSeq and is a predicted model, not a curated record. NCBI's taxonomy places the organism in Eukaryota, Metazoa, Chordata, Ascidiacea, Stolidobranchia, Styelidae. Gene Ontology annotation, molecular function: protein binding.
GCGUCAUUCAACUUCAUAUUAAGAGGUAUAGCCUUUAAUUAGAUUAAUUCAUAGCUGCAACGACUUUCUGCCAUAUUGAUCAGUAUAUAACAACACAAAUUUGAGGUAACAACGUUAUCAAUAAUACCGUGAGAAUAAAAUUAUCGCGUAACUGUACUAUCGGAAAAACCUUUUUGGGAGGUAAAUCAAGAUAUAAUUUAUCCAAAUCAGUAUAUAUCGUUCCUGAUACCGCUGUGAGAGUAAUUAUUGAUUUUUGUUCAUUUUGAGUUAGUUUGCUGGGUGUUCAUUCUAAAAUACUCAUUUGUUUAUUAUUAUUGGUACGGGCUAUUUUCAAUGUUUAUUAAUAUUCUACAUGUCAACUAACAUAUAAAGCAUAGAUCAUGAGUAGCAUGUUGCGAUUGGCUGUUUCUGGAAAGGCUGAGUCACAUUGUGUUGAUGGAGAUAUAAAAAGAGUUGCUGGCAACAUAAACGAAGCUACACUUGCUUAUCUUAACGCCCACAUUGCUGAUCCACAAUUCACGACUGUUCAUUUGAAUGUCCUGGAAUCAGAGCAUAAAUCAGAAAUAACAACAGUAUUAGAAGAAUGGUUGAAAACAGAUGAUGAAUCUCGUGCAAUCAGGAAAAAGUAUGGCGUGAGAGCCACACCAGAUGAGAUUUGGAGCUUCAUUUUCAAUCUUCAACCGCAAGCAGUAACAACUUGCUUUGCAAGGAUAGAACCUUUAUUGAAAGAACGUCGGUAUCAGCAGGUCAUAGACAGCUGCACAGCAAUUUUGAAUCAUUAUUCUAGCGACACAGCUCCUAUUUUACUCCAAAGAGCAUUAGCAUAUACGUUGAUGGGCAACCAUGAAAAGCUAGCAAUAUCCGAUUAUCUCAGAGCAUUCAUCAAGGAUAAAGACGCUACAAUUCAAGUGGUACGAAGUAAGCAUAGCCAACAUCUACCACAAAUUACAGACACCCUUCGUGACUGUGUUUAUUCUCAAGCACCAAAUACUUCUCUAGAAAGCAAGCAAAUGAAAAAAUGGCUUCAACUUACUGUGGAUUGCUGCAAGUUGCUGCUCACUCUGGAUCCUAAUAAUUUUCAACUUCAAAUGACAUACGUUGAGCGAUUGACGAAGUGGUCAAAGAUUGAACAAGCGGUUGCUGCUUUGAAUGAAUGCAUAGGCGUUCUUCAACUUGACUUAGAGCCGGACUCAAGGAAGCUGGCAGAAGCUUGGCUUCGACUGGGACAAUGUUCCAUGAUAAAAAAUCAAGCUGACCUUGCGACUACCCAUAUUACGCGAGGACUGAACGAAGCUACAGAUAAACAAGCAUCUGAUUUUAAUAAAGCAGGAAAACAAGCAGCUUCUGUGAACUCUAGUACAUCAACGAGUCAUAACGUUGAAUAUGAUAUCACGAUGACCUUCUUAGAAGACAAUCAUGAGGUGCAACAUACCGCUAAAUUAGCGCGCGAAAUACUUGGGGAAAAAUCGGGCGAACUGACUGAAGUGUAUGUCAUUCUCGAUAAAGCUGCCUCCCGACUAAAUCCUUCGGACAAAUUCGGUGGCGUAAUGAAGCUGGACAACAUAAGACAAGCCUUGGAUAUAUACAGAGCAAUAUUAGUGUUCAAACCAAGACACAGAGAAACACUAAUCAGGCUUGCUCUGUGCUACUCAAAGCUAGGGCGACACAACUAUGCGAUUAAGAUAUACGACUAUUUGCUAUCGAAAAAAGAUUACGCACAGGACAACGCCAUACUAUCUGCCAGAGCAGCAUGCUAUCGGGAGCUUGGCAAAAAGGUUGAAGCCCGCAAGGAUUACGACACUCUGCUUAGAGACUCGCCAAAAGAUGCCUCUCUUCUUUUUGAGCGCUCUCUUGUUCAUUUGGAAAACAAAGAAAUAGACUCUCUUGUGAAUGACUUACAGGCUGCAUGCAAGUCUAACCAGCGAACGGUUUCUAUUUGUAUGAACAAGCUUCCUCUCGCACAGCGAACGAAAAUACGACAAAUUUUGUUUGAACAUUCCAAAGCACUCCUACAAGAAGCGCAAAUGCCUGAUAUCGGGAAAAAAGACAGCAUCGAUACGAGUCCUAAUAGUGCUGGAUCGAUGGCGCUCACAAUAUCACAACUUUUGACAAAGCUAAACUCGGCUGAUCAUGCUUCUCAUAUUAUCAAAGCACAUGCUUUAUUUUUCGUCGGAAAUUUUAGUGAUGCUGAAGUUAGUUUGAAACGAUUAUUGCACGAUAAUGCUGAAAAUCCGGAUAAUCACAUGAUCAAACUUCACCUUGGUUUGUUGAGGAUUCUCACUAAAAGAACGGACGAAGGGAUGACAUCGCUAGUCGAGGUCUUGUCGUCUAACGGCGAGAGACUCGUUUCGAACCUGCUGAGGGACAUCCCGGUUUCAGAACGGGGUCGACUUUCCGAAGAGUCUCAUCAGUAUGCCAUCAAUAUUCUGCAAAAGAGAAGAGAUCAAGACGUUGUUCGAUUUGCUGCCCAUUGCUUUACUAUAGCUAUUUUGUGUUGUAGAGGAACUGAGCUCAUUUUAGAAGGUUUAAAUGGAGUCACCGGCGUUUGUAGAUCGUAUUUGGCAAGAGCCGAAUGCAUGGCACAUCUAGGAGAUCAACAAAGUGCAGUACUUGACUUUUCAGCUGCAUUGGAGGUUAAUCCAAGUUGCGUGGAAGGAUUGUGUGGGCGAUCUUUUAUGCGUUUGGCACUAGGAGAUGAAAACGAAUGUAUCGACGAUAUUGCAGUAGCUUGUGAGCUUGACAUAUUUACUGUAACAGCUCAUAUAAAUGCUCUGCCCGAUGAAGCAAGAAAUUUACUCGAAUUCUGGAUAGAUCACAGGGUUGUUGCUCUUCUUCUCAAUCACGGAUACAAAGCUGGAACUUAUGAUCGUUUGAAUACAAGUGGAUCACUUUCCACUAUCAGUAUUACUGAUGAAACUGCUUAUAAAGCGGAAUAUCAAGACUGUUCUAGACAAUCAUCGCUAACAUCAAUGGCGUCACCGACACCGUCCAAAACUAACGAAGCAAACAACGUUACAAAUAAUCAAACAAGCAUGGGAGAAAAUAUAGCACAGAAUGAAUCCCCCAAUGAGAAUAACACUGGCCCUAAGCCUGUAACUACAUUGAAAAAGAAUAGCGGGACGGAAACUGUAGUAGCCGAUGUACAUGCCUCAGAUUUUCUUGACGCAGAAACAGGCCUGAAAGACGUGCACGGACGCCAAGAAAAUGGAUACGCUAACAGACGACUUCAUAGAUCAUCGACGAGCUCGAGACAUAUGGAUGAAGAACUAUUGAAGAGUAACCCACCAGUGCUGCAUGAAAACUCAGGCGUUAAAGAUGAAAUGUCUGCUCAAUAUUCUAAGGAAGACCAGAAAUUACUCAAUGACAGUCGACAAUCAACUGUAACAACUAACGCUUCUUCUUUCGGAUAUGAUGACUUGAUAUCUGGAAUGGAAAAGGCGGAAUUGCUCAACAAAUCACAGUUGCUUGGAAAGCUGCUGAUAACUCUUGAUGGAGCUAACGCGUCCUGGCAUGGAAUGUAUGCGGAUAUACUUAUAGUUAAAGGUGAAUUUGACGACGCAUUGAGGCACCUACAAAUUGUUCUGCAGAUCACUCCUUCCGAUAUUACAGCAAUAGCUCGAGCUGGUCUAAUAAACGUAAAACAAAACAGAUAUCGGCCUGCUUGCGCAUUACUCAGUGUAUUGGUGGAAAUUGACAAAAAUGGAUUGGCUUAUGUUUUAAGAGCAUUGGACAGAUCAAGGCAAAGAAGACUGGCGGAGGAAGCGUUAAGUAUCGCCAAUUCAUUGAGUGCAAAUGAGAAUUAUAGCAAAGCAAUCGAUUAUUACGGACUAAGCUUGUAUGCCAGUGGAGAUAAACGUGCCGAAAAAUUACGUAUGAGAGCAAAAUGCUUCACAAAAAUUCGGGAAAUUAGGCACGCAAUUGAAGAUAUCACAACAGUCAUCAAGGAAUCUUCUAGAAAUAUAAAAGCCGGGGAUUAUUGUACAAGAGCUCAUAUCUAUCUUCUUGAUAAUAAGGAACGCGAAGCAUGUUUGGAUUAUAUGAAAGCUUUGAAGAUCGACAGAGAUGAGGCUUGCCUACAGAUUCACAGCAGGCCAGGCCGAAGCGCAUUGGCGCGGGUGUUCUAUCGACAGGCGCUGGAUGAAUAUGGACAUCACCAUUAUCAGGAUUCUUACGACUUGUGUGAAAACGGUUUGCUCAUUGAAGACAACAAUAUAGAUCUCCGUAAGCUACGAGCAAGAUCAAAACGGGAGAUCAGCAGUUGCACUAUUCAGUAGUUUGGUCUCGUGUAGGCAAACAAACUAAUGUGUAUACAAGAAUUUGUUGCCAACCGUAAACUGGUAUCAUUCCGCAGACUCAUGCUUCAUAGAGCACUUCUCAACAACGAAUUGCAUUGUCAUGCGUGAAUAAUAUAAUAUGACUUGCCUAUUCCUGGUGACGAUGUCAAUUUUGGGAUUUCAAAUAAAUACUUACUUUAAUAUUACUUUAUUUCCUUUUUAGUUAUUUUUUAAAGAAUCCAAAAUUCCAAAGUGCUGACCAUCAUUAUCAUGACAAAUAUACCUGUAUAAAACAGGCAUUGCAUUUCAAUGAACUGUCAUUGUUCUGAUUUAUGGAGUCUAUACAAAUUUUGCAAAAGAUACUAAAUAAAGGAAUGCGGUUGCACACCUUUUCACUUCCCUAUUUCGAAAUGAGUAUAAUCUAAUAUGUCAGGAUUUGUGUUUCCGGGAUCGUACACAGAUAAUACGGUAUUACAGGCAGUGAUAUUUCAUAUUUGCUCUUGAAAUAUAUGUUUUCUAUCCUCAAAAAUAUUCGGGGAAAUUGAUUUAGUAUAUUAAUCUUCUUUUGUUAGGAAUAUAGAUUGUGGUUCGCCUUAUAUAUGUGCGAGAAUCGUCCUAUUUCGUAUAAAGAGGGGGUUGUGCCACAUCUUGCCUGUAUUUCGGAUGUAUUCAGCGCUUUAUCGUAUUCAGCAAAAUCGAAAUCUUAUAAGGUUUUUUCCAUUGUUUGAUUUUUUUCAACUUCGUUUCGAUCUAACAGGUAUCCAGGCCGGAUAGCGACUGUCAAAACAGCGACUUAACUCGUGUUAGGACCUCUCUACACACGUAUGUACGCACAAACAGGCAAACACUGCGUAGUGAAAGAUUGAAACCAAAAGGGACUUUAAAACAUUUUAUUGGACUAACCCUAACGCUAUCAUAACAGUCGCCAUUAUGACAGUCGCUGUUUGACAGUCGCUCACUUGA